CAGGUCGCCCCGGGCCCUGCCCCUGCCCCGGGGGUGGGAGGCCGGUCCCGCUCCCUCCCGCCCGCGCCUCCGCAGCCGCCCCGCACCUGCCUCAGUAUGAACGGGGUCAGCGACCCCCCUCUUUUCAUAAAAGACAUUAAGGCCGGACUGAAAAACUUAAAUGUCGUCUUUAUUGUCCUGGAGAUAGGACGCGUGACCAAAACCAAAGACGGCCACGAGGUGCGGUCCUGCAAGGUGGCCGACAAGACGGGCAGCAUCACCAUCUCCGUGUGGGACGAGAUCGGGGGGCUCAUCCAGCCGGGGGACAUCAUCCGGUUGACCCGCGGGUAUGCUUCCAUGUGGAAAGGGUGUCUGACGCUUUAUACUGGAAGGGGCGGAGAACUUCAGAAAAUCGGGGAGUUUUGUAUGGUUUAUUCAGAAGUGCCAAAUUUCAGUGAACCCAAUCCAGACUAUCGAGGACAACCAAACAAAGGGGCACAUAGUGAACAGAAGAAUAAUUCCAUGAAUGGUAAUAUGGGUACAGGUACAUUUGGAUCAGUGGGAAAUGGGGUUCAGCCCAGCCCAGAACCACGGGGAUGCCAGUUUUCCUUUGCUGGUAGAAGCAAUGGCCGGGGGCCUGGGAACCCGCAGCCAGCUGGAGCAGCUGGUAAUCAGACAGGCACGGCCACAAUAAGUAAUGGCAGGGACCCUCGGAGAGCCUUGAAAAGAUGACCGAUGCCAAACACCACACGUAGUGUGUAAACUACGUGCCCUACUUGAACACGCACUGCACUUUUAUUUAUGGUUAACUGUGAAAACCGUUCUUUGUCGGUUUCCUUUUAUGUUUCUGGUUUGUUAACAAGAGUUGUUUGCUUUUAUAGCAAGACUGUUAAGCUGCUCGAGUCUCCUGUGGAAGAAUGGGAACACGCUGAAAAGUAGGGGUGUUGAUUUCUAGAGCCAAAAUGUCUUUGGGUAGCCUCAACAGCCUGCCCCCCGUCCAUGGGGGAGCUACUUAAGACAUCAUCAGCAUUACAGCCUCUGUGAGUCCACCUUCUGCGGACAGUUUGUAAUAUUUAAAAUAAGGCUUAGUGGGAGCUGUUCUCUGUCUUAAAGUCAGAUAUUGCCAACUAAAGUGAUGACCACAAAAAAAAAAAAAAAAAAGGCCACCAAAAACUUAAUCAAUGCUAACAGUGAUUUGUGAGUGUUUGUGACUCCUGGAAUGACUGGCUUCAUCAAUGAGUGGCUGCUAUUAAGAUUUUUCCAAGGACUGAAUCAUCCUCAACUCCUGUUUUAUUACCAAAAAAACCCCACAUUCUUUACCAGAAUCCGAUCUGUAGUCUAACGAGUGAUUUUUAGGAGAAAGCUGCGUGUACUUCAUGUUAGAGCAGUCCCAUCACUCUUCGUUAUCAUCCUUGUGUGUUACACUGAAGGAGAAUUUUAAAACUGAGGCCUUGAAUACUUUUUUGAAGCUAUCACGUCCAAUAUUAAAAGUAUAAUUUGAAGGCGGUAUAAGCCUAAUAAGCAUGGAUCUGAUUAUUGUUAAAAAUUAGGGGAAGUACACAUAGUGAAGGCAAUUAGAGUUGAAUCCAUGGAGAAAUCAGCCAUCUCGUUACAGGGCCCUAGGGACUUGCAGAAACUCAGCCAGCCUAGGUGCUUUCUUGACUUGGAGGGUGUGUGUGUGCUGUGUGGUGUGGAUUGUCCGCGUUCCUGAACACACAUGACCAAGCCUUAUCAGCAAAAGUUAGGAAAUGGCUCUCUCAGAAGCGAAGACAGCUUUAUUCAGAAAUGUACGAGUUUGCUCCUGUGUUGUAAAUGCUCCCCAGGUCCACUGUCCGUUGUGGGGUGGAUAACUGGCCGAGUUUCCUGUGUUAGAGUUCUACCUUUAUUAUGUCUUGAAUAAAAAUGUGCAUUCACGGUAA
Molecule: messenger RNA, 1898 nt
Organism: Eptesicus fuscus (big brown bat)
Lineage: Eukaryota; Metazoa; Chordata; Mammalia; Chiroptera; Vespertilionidae
Gene: NABP1
Product: nucleic acid binding protein 1
Exons: 6
Coding region: 97-711 (204 amino acids)
Biological process (GO): double-strand break repair via homologous recombination; response to ionizing radiation; mitotic cell cycle checkpoint signaling
Cellular component (GO): SOSS complex
Molecular function (GO): DNA binding
Source: RefSeq, a predicted model, not a curated record